AUGGAGGAAGUCAGCGCGGAUGUAGAUGGCGCCGGCGCUACAGAGGAAGUCAGCGCGGAUGUAGAUGGCGCUGGCGCUACAGAGGAAGUCGACGCGGAUGUAGAUGGCGCCGGCGCUACGGAGGAAGUCGACGCGGAUGUAGAUGGCGCCGGCGCUACGGAGGAAGUCGACGCGGAUGUAGAUGGCGCCGGCGCUACAGAGGAAGUCGACGCGGAUGUAGAUGGCGCUGGGAGCUUUGACGGUUCGCCGCCGCCAGAGUUCAACGUGGCUGACAUACCUGUGGUGCCCUCUAGUGUCUGUCUGGGAAGUCUAGUGGUGGAGGCAGAGGGCGCCACUGAGCAGCGGGCGGAGCCGAGUAGGGGCAACGUGCCGAAGGACAAUUUUUACUUCUAUCAAGGUGAGCAUGACGUGAGACAGCGGCUGCGCUACCUGCAGCACCUGCCGCUCACCUGUGAGUUCCAGCUGGCAGAGCUGCACCUCCGCUCGCCCCUCGUCUCGCGCCGCACGCUCGAAUUCUUCGCAGACGACCUGCAUCGGCGCACACAGGAGCGUCAGCGGCGGGCGCGCGACGAGCGGCGGCGGGAGAGCGCGCUGAGGGAGCGGGCGGACGCGCGCAUGGGUCGCUACCCGAGCGCACGCGUCUCCCUCACCAGCCGACGCGACUUCCCUGAGUACAACGCCACUGGGCUGGCCGAGGAUUGCUUCCCUCCUGUCGUCUGCAUGAGUCCACCGAGCGCCGGCCUCAGCGUGAGUCCCGGUCAACCCACAGUGAGCACGUCCCCAGGCAGCAAUGUCUCGAGCGAUGGUGGCGUCCCCUCGUUCGCGCAGAUGCUGAGAGCCGGCGAGAAGAAGGCAGAUCAGUGGCCAGCCGCGAAGACGACCGUUGCGGGCGAGCGAGCGUGGCCAGUAGAGGGCGCUGCCGGCUACGACGACGACGGCGGCGAGUACGCGGCUCCGGAGUAUCAGUCGAGCUACGCCGACGCCAUCGCUCUGGCGUUGGAGAAACUAGAGGUCUCGAAGCAGUCGGUCGGAGCCGAUGUUGCUGCAGCACCAUCUAGCGGCGGCAAGAAGAAGCGGGGCAAGAAGAAACAAGUGACGCUCUUCUCGACCUCGAUGGCUUGCUCCAAGAAGUGAACAUCUCUCGCGGGGCGCGACCGCCGCCGGAGGGUCGGAGAAUGAUGCAGAGAUACAUAUGCUUAGACAAAUUUUCGCGAGCCGCGAACCAUGACUGUCUACACGCACGGAGCUUUCACAUAGUCAUCGUCUCCGUUCUCCUAGCAUACGGUCAAACCUGUGUUAGUGGUCACGCCCAUGAAACAGACACCUGUCUAUAAAGGACACCUUUGGCGUGUUUUCCUCGAGCGACGGUUAUGCUGUGAAGUCACCUUUAUAGAACGGACUCUCUCGUCUUUAAAAGACACAUUUGGAGAUUCAUUUGAGUGUUUCGCUCACACACAGGUUUGAUCGGUAUUUAAUCGGAAGAGGCACAUUUUAAAUAUUUUUUGUUUCGAGCGGUCAUACAAUAUUGGGUGCCUGGUAUCGCGACCGCUUUGAAUGCUUGACGCAUGAUCCAAUAGAUCCGGACGGUAACCGGUCAAGCAGUCGCGGCGUGGUCAGUGCAGCGUAGCAUCGGCAGCAUCUCGGCUUUCUCGACUCGCAAUCCGGUGUUUUCGUCUCGCGAGAUUGCGCGCGGCAUGUUGCGCUUCUCGACGAAGCUGGGAGGCUUCCUCGGCGAUAUCUCGCGUCGCUGGUUGUUGCUGGCUGAUGGGGAAGGGCGGCGGGGGAGGGUGUCGCGAAAAAUCACCAGCAGUCAUGACCAUCGUCUAAGUCGAUAACUGUCAUAACUGCUGCUCGUGUUUUUUUGCGGUACGCUUCACUGCAAAAGCCGUGACGUAUUUCGAUUUGCGGUGACUUAACUGUAGUCGUGAUGUUUCUGGCAGCAGAUCGACCCGCAUGUGAGCGGCUGCGCGCGCGUGCACACGCGUAAUCUCGCGGCAGACGUGAGACGAAGUUAACGGCGCCAUUGCGUGGCGAGGUAGUGGUAGUGGUGGUGGUGGUGGUGGUAGUAGUAGUGGUGAUAAGGGCCGCGUGUGAAUCCAGCACAGACGAAUGCACGGCUUCAUCUGCACGCGAGACAUCGUCGGCGUCGCCGUGUCUCGAUCUCGGAUUGUCGGCGUCUCGCCGCGCGAGGCUUCGAUCUUCAGCGGCCGGAAUGCGGCGGCCGGAGUGCGGUGGCACGCGAGAGAGGGUUAAUCAUCCGCUGUUUCGUGGAUUAGACGAGGAGAUGCGAUGAAGGGGUUUUAAGAGCCAGAACGUGCACGCGAUGCUAGGAAUGCUGCUGCUAAUGCUGUUACUGCCGCUGCUGCAGCGGCUGCUGCUGCCGUUACUGCUGCCGUUACUGCUGCUGUUACUGCUGCUGUUACUGCUGCUGCUGCUGCUGUUACUGCGGCGGUGGUGGCUGCCGUUACUGCUGCUGCAGCGGCUGCUGCGUCUGCUACUGCUACCAGGUUUUCAUUAUGGAAGUAAUUUGUUUUCGCCUACAAAUCGACGGUGUUUGUAUUUUUGAGUUGCGCUUAGUUGAACAAUAAAAACGUUGCAGAAAAA
Molecule: messenger RNA, 2604 nt
Organism: Priapulus caudatus
Lineage: Eukaryota; Metazoa; Priapulida; Priapulimorpha; Priapulimorphida; Priapulidae
Product: RING finger protein 10-like
Exons: 7
Coding region: 1-1134 (377 amino acids)
Biological process (GO): positive regulation of transcription by RNA polymerase II
Molecular function (GO): transcription cis-regulatory region binding
Source: RefSeq, a predicted model, not a curated record